UAUUUAGUUGGCAACGCAUUGCUCACAACAAAAAGCAGCUGCUAACGCUUCACAGCUGAUCGAUCCUUAAAAAAUGCAUACCGGGAUUCAUAUUUGUUAUUACAUGAUUUCCAAUUGUGUCGUAUUAAAAAUAUAAGUUAACAUGUUUAAAAGUAUUCGGGAAAUAAGUUCAAAACAACUGCUACAAACAUGUAAAACGGGUUUUUAUAAAAAAGGUUGUCAAAACAAAGCUGUGAAUUAUAGCACACAACCUGCAUAUCAAAUAAUAUUUGAUAGAAAAGCCAAGCGUUUACAAAAGGAACGUGCUGCUCUAAACCCGGAUGUAGAGCUCUAUGACUACUUGAAAGAAGAGGUUGGUUUUCGCUUAGCGGAUCGUAUCAUUGAUAUAAAACGUGAAUUUACAAAUGCCGCUGACAUUGGUUGCAGUCGUGGCUUUAUUUCCAAACACAUCAUGGCAGAAAGCGUACAGCAUUUAACGCUAUGCGACACGAGCCCUACAAUGCUGGCGCAAGCACAAGGCACACCAGGUCUGAAAUUAACUAAAUUAGAGGUGGACGAGGAGAAAUUGGAUUUUCCGGAUAACUCAUUAGAUUUAGUUAUAUCCAGUUUGAGUUUGCAUUGGGUUAAUGAUCUACCAGGUUGCUUUUCGAAAGUAAUACGUAGCUUAAAACCUGAUGGUGUUUUUAUAGCUUCUUUGUUCGGUGGUGAUACACUAUAUGAGUUACGCUCAUCGCUACAAUUGGCUGAAAUUGAGCGUAAAGGUGGUCUUUCGCCGCAUAUUUCGCCUUUCACGCAGAUCAGAGACGUAGGGGCUUUGCUGAAUCGUGCUGGCUUUACCAUGUUAACCAUUGAUACCGAUGAAAUUGUAGUGGGUUACCCUAGCAUGUUUCAACUCAUGUGGGAUCUAAAAGGUAUGGCAGAGAAUAAUGCAGCUUUCAAUAGGCCAGCGCAUAUAAGUCGCGAAACAAUGUUGGCGGCAAGUGCUAUUUAUAAGGAGUUGUACGCUAAGGAUGAUGGCGUGACGGCGACAUUUCAAAUAAUAUAUUUUGUCGGCUGGAAACCGGGUCCGAAUCAACCCAAACCUCUGGAACGUGGCAGUGGUGAUGUUUCGCUAAAGGAUUUAAGCAAGAUUAUCGAAUCUGGCGGACCAAAGAAAACGUAAUAAAAGAGUGAUGGUGCCAAUUUAAUAGAAGUAUGCAUAACUGUGCGGCCAAUGCAGUCGGAACGUUUUAUGAAGAAAACUCACUUUUGUAUUAUAGCAAAUGCUGUCUUUAUUGACUUUAGAAAUGAUAGUCUUUAAAUAUUAACGUAAAUAAGCACUAUAGUACGUAUAGCAGUAUACGCACAUACAUAUGUAUACAAAGUGUGGUAAUUUUUCUUUUAUAAAGUGUUUUAUUUUCUUUGAGUUUUGCAUAUUAAUUUUUGAAAAUAUAAACAUUAGCGAGUAUCACUUUGGUAAAAUAUAUUUUUGUUUUCUUUUAGACGCCAAAUUUAAAAUAAAUAUUUCUUUAUAUACAUGCUUCUUUGUGUAUGUACACACAUAUGUACAUAUCUGAACUGUUUUUGCAUGUCGUAAGCAUAUAUUUAGCACACUUAGUGACUUAAGCAUAAAUAGUUAUACAAAUAUAUACUUAAAAAGUAAUAUUACAAAUAAAAAAUAAUUCUUCAUAGGGACACUGCCAUGAAGAAUUCCAGUACAGCAUAGAAAUAUACAAUACAUACAUAUGUAUAACACAAAUUAUUAAACUAUUUAUAAAAAUUAUAUUAUUUCAAUUCAAUUUUGCGUAUUAUAAUUAUAUAUGUAUAUUGCUAAUAUUUGCUUUUUACACAUUGACUUUUAUUCUCAUUCGUUUUGUAAUUUUAUUUCUCUUAUAAAUGGACGUAAUUCAUUAACGUUUUUGUUUUGUUUUGUUUUUGUUAAUCAUUAGUGCCACUUGCAGUGCGUUUUUCACUCUUCACUUUCAAUAUUUAAUAAUAAUAAUUUACAACUAACAUUAUUUUUUCUUUAACUGUGAACUGUAAAUGGUUUAAACUCUGCUGUUUUGUAAAUUUUGGCUUAACAUUUGUGAAUAUUUAAAGUUUCCACUUUUUAUACUUCAUUUGCAUUGAAUUUUACUUGCUGUUAAUAAAUGCAAUGCAAGCCUGUCUAUUUGUAUGUAUGUAUGUAUGUAACUACUAUGUAUGCGUUUAUGCCAUUGAACUUGUAAACGUUUUGAGUUAUACCAUCUAUUUAGUGGUUCGCCUAUAUUGCUUUGCAUUCUAAAUUUAUUGAAGAACAGUAAAACUUUUGUUAUUUCUUAUAAAUUUGUAACAUGUAUGUAUGCAUGCAAGAGCUUUUAACUUUAUUUAAUACCAUACAUGUUUGCUAUAGAAAAAAAUAUUUAAAAAAUUGUAUAAUGCAUACUUUUACAUAUAAAAAUGCUAAAAUUUUGUAAAGAUGUGUAUUUGUAAUGUUGCGAAACGUAGCACAUAAUACUACUUUUUAAAGUAAAAAAGGUACACAUAUACAAUACAUAUGAGGAAUGGAAUUGUAUUCUAAAAAACUUUUGCAGAAAGUGUAAAUGCCUUAAAGAAAGGAAAUAUAAGUGUUAAGACAAAGGACUCGAUUAUGAGCGUUAUGAGGAUAGGCUAAGUAGAACAGCCUGUAACUAACUUUUUCCUACCAAGGACCGUUAACUUGACAGCAUACUUCAAAAGCAUUUGGGGAAUGAUUGAGGUUAUUAUUUAAACUAGUUAAUAAAUAUUGUAAAUAUGAAGUCAAACUGACAAGUUAUGAACAGUACAUUAAGUCGCUCUGAUGUCUUUCAUUCAAAAUUUUGAUGUUCCCGUUAAUAGGAAGUGCUUAAACGGAUAAACGGACAGAGUUUGUAAAAAACUUAUGAGCAAAUAAAUUUCUUAAAAUUUACAUUUUAAUUUGGUUUCAAAAGUAAGACUAUGUAAUAUUUUAACAGUCAAUUUACAGACUGCGAGUUUACUGAUGUUGACUUAAGGGGUUACAUCGGUUUCACGGUUUCAAAACAAAAAAAAA
This is a messenger RNA of Bactrocera oleae (olive fruit fly), 3028 nucleotides long. Its product is annotated as arginine-hydroxylase NDUFAF5, mitochondrial. Gene Ontology annotation, molecular function: S-adenosylmethionine-dependent methyltransferase activity. The record is from RefSeq and is a predicted model, not a curated record. Gene Ontology annotation, biological process: mitochondrial respiratory chain complex I assembly. NCBI's taxonomy places the organism in Eukaryota, Metazoa, Arthropoda, Insecta, Diptera, Tephritidae. Gene Ontology annotation, cellular component: mitochondrion.